Puccinia graminis f. sp. tritici CRL 75-36-700-3 is the source of this 718-nucleotide messenger RNA. RefSeq lists its product as uncharacterized. Gene Ontology annotation, molecular function: chorismate mutase activity. The record is from RefSeq and is a predicted model, not a curated record. NCBI's taxonomy places the organism in Eukaryota, Fungi, Basidiomycota, Pucciniomycetes, Pucciniales, Pucciniaceae. Gene Ontology annotation, biological process: chorismate metabolic process; salicylic acid biosynthetic process. Bases 113 to 718 code for a protein of 201 amino acids. The transcript has 4 exons.
GCCGAGCCGCCACAAUCCCAUAUAAUAUUACCUGUCUGCAAGUUUACAAAAGCGAAACUACCUCUGCUCCCCAGGGCGAUCUGAAGAAAUACAUCAAUACACGGAUACUUCAAUGCUUGCUCUCCGGCUCUGUUUGUUUUCUUGUCUAGCUUGGCUGGCUCAUGCGACUCCGAAGCUAGACUCCGUUCCAGGACCGACCACGCUCUCCCUCCCGAAGUCGCAACACCCCAAUGGAGUUUGUUACCAGAGCACCCAAGCAGGCUACGGCCCAACGGUAGACCCGCACGGCAACGCCGUCAAGUAUGGCUCGGAUGAAGAUAUUAGCUACGGCCGGGAUCCCAAGAAACACGUCCCAGGCACCGCCGUCUGGGCUCAGCCUACAAUCACUCUCUCGAACGGAACGAAGUGUUGCGAUAGCUUAACUCAGGUUCGAGAGUAUAUCGACUACUUGGACAAGACGAUCCUCGACUAUCUGGCCAUUCGUCAACAGUUCGUCGUCGAGGCCGGCCGGUUCAAGGACUCCAAGACCGCCGUCCGCUCCGGGAUCAGGGCCGUUCAAGUGGUAAAGAACGCCCAGACUGCCGCCGAAAAGAACGGACUUGCUCCGUGGAUUGCAAACGCGACAUGGACUACCACGCUAAACAGCUUUACCGCAUUGGAACUGUGUCUGUUCGACCAAGACGUGAAGACAAAGAACUAUGCCCCGGAUCCGAAAUGA